This is a messenger RNA of Colletotrichum costaricense, 942 nucleotides long. Its product is annotated as FAD binding domain-containing protein. Bases 1 to 942 code for a protein of 313 amino acids. The transcript has 3 exons. Lineage: Eukaryota; Fungi; Ascomycota; Sordariomycetes; Glomerellales; Glomerellaceae. Gene Ontology annotation, molecular function: flavin adenine dinucleotide binding. The record is from RefSeq and is a predicted model, not a curated record.
AUGGGACUCAAAGAUCUCAACUGCGUGUUGGCACUGCUCAUCAGUCUGGGAGGUCGUGAGAACACAGUUGACGUCGUUUUAGCCAGCGGCAAUGUUAUCAGAGCUAGUCAACACGUGAACUCUGACUUGUUCAAAGCUCUCAAGGGCGGAGCGUGUAAUUUUGGCCUGGUCGCCAAAUUCGUGCUCAAAACCUUUCCCUCUCGCAACCUCUAUGGCGGGGUCAUGAUGAUUGACGGCAACACCAACGGACACCCCGAAGAUACUGGGUUCGCAGCUGCUGCGUGGAGUCUAAGUGGUGGGAAGAGAAUGUCUUUCGUUGUCGCUAACAUUGAGGGGCAAUCCAACUCAACGGCUUUCGCGGGACUUGUAAUUCUGUCUCCCGUGGUCGACGUGCGGGCAAACCUCCCAGUGACCAGCAUUGCUGCCCAAAUCACGCCGCCGAGUGGCGAGUACCAGGUUUGGAGCACUCUGGCUUUUCACAACACACUUGGCAUGGGCCGCAAGAUUCUAGCAUCAUUCGACGCCGUUAUUGAAGAUAUUCAGGACAAGGUCCAGGAUGGCGACGACUUCAGAAUCGUCUACCUCCUAAGGCCGUUUCCGACCCUGUUCUCAAACUACGGCGACAAUGUUCUUGGUCUUGACGAAAUCCACAAGAAGAACUCUAUUUUUCUCAGCAUCCAAGGAAUUUUCCCUAACAUGAAAUAUGUUGGGCUAUUGAGACAGAGGCUGAAAGAAGCGACUGCAGACAUCGAGGCUUAUGCUAGAGCUACUGGCCAACUGAUCCCCUACCUAUAUCUCCACUACGCGGGUCAAGAUCAGAGACCAUUGGCGACGUAUGGUGAAGACAACAUUCGGUUCCUGAAAAGAGUUGCGGAGAAGUACGAUCCCGGACAGUUCUUUCAGUACAGCGUGCCGGGAGGAUUUAAGAUUAAGGAUGUAUGA